Molecule: messenger RNA, 1728 nt
Organism: Anisakis simplex (herring worm)
Lineage: Eukaryota; Metazoa; Nematoda; Chromadorea; Rhabditida; Anisakidae
Source: the annotation of a GenBank genome assembly
AUGUCAGAAGGAGUUGACCUUUGCUGCGAUAAGCAAGUCAACGAAUGUGGGGACGAACAGUCGAAGAAAUGCGAUGGCAAGAAUGAGGAUCUAAAUGUUGUACAAGCCGCAGAAAAGAUCGAUGACAAUCAUGCACCAGAACAACAAGUUGAUAGUCCGAAACAGGAUGAUUCAUCGAGUGAAGGUGUUAAAAUUAUUGAAAAAUCGAUAGAAACGACGAAAAAAGACGAAGACAUUAAUAGCAAUCAUGACGAGAACAGCAAUGAAUCACACACUCAGCAAUCGGGAUCGAAUGUUCAUGAUGAAUCGAGAGUGGAGCCAAAUGAACCUGCAGUUGUAAAAACUGAAAAAAAUGAGACUGAAAAAGUAACUGGUGAAGAUGAAAGAUGUCAGUCGAAUUCUGCCUCAGACAAGAAACAGAAUGAGUUGGACAUCGUUGAGGGUGAUAGUAAAAGCAAUUCUGUAUUAACUGAGGAAGAAAGUCAAAAGUCGGUUGACGCAGAACCGAUUAAGGGUGACAAAAAAUGCGACGCUGUUAAAGAGCAUGUUUCUGAAGAAAAAAGAACUCAGGCGAUAUGUGAGUAUUCAAAUGAUGAUGAAAAUACGAUCAGUGACGAAGAAGCGGUUGAUGAGCUUGAUGACGAUGAGAACGUUGAUAAUCCGGCGUACAUUCCAAAAACGGGUCGUUAUUACAUGCAUGAUUCAAGAAAUACGGAUGAGGAGCACAUUCGAGAUAUGACGAGAUCACGCGCGGAUGUGAAGUGGAGACAUGAUCGUUACGACGAGCGGUUGCAAAGACCGAAGAGUCGACGUGAAUUGAUUAUGAAAUACGGACAUGAUAUUCGAACGACGGGUGUUACUGAAGUAGAUGGGAAAACGAAAGAGGGCGAUGAAACGAUAACAACCGUGAAGCAAGAACGUCGUAAUAAAACUAAUUCUGCUGCUGACAACAGACCACUUCGAAGAGAAGAGCAUCGAGGUAGAGGUGCAUAUGCUCGUCCAGUUCCAAGGGGUGGCAGGAGACAGCAUGAUAACAGUAUGACUUCACCUCGAGACAGUGCACACUCAAACAGUCAGCCUGCCGCACGCAUCAUUCGACCUUCUCAUGGCAGUGUGAAUUCAGAUGAUUUUUCACAUGCUCAUAAUGGUGAACAAUAUAUGCGAGGUGCAGGUAAGCAUCGAAAUGUAGGAGGAAGGGGUGCAAAUCAAGGAGUGCAGAUAGCACCAACGAGGGCCGAAAUGGCUGUUAGUGGUGUGAAUAGAGGUGGUGGGAAGCGAUAUUCAACACAGCGAGUAGCAACAAAUUAUUUGGACAACGCGAAUCAUUCGUCAGGCAGUCGUAAUGAGUGGCAGACGAGUAUGGCACCACAACAGAUUCAAGCGCAGGCUCAAGCUCAUUUGACGGCAGCACCACAACAGCAGUCUGCGAUGCAUGUUCUGCAAGCAACAGCAGCACAUCAACCAGCCACUGUUCGUCACCAUGCUCCUCCUCCGCCAGCCCAUCAUCUGCCAACAAGUGCUUCCACUCCACCAACUGCACUCCCUCCUUCAACCUAUCACUUAGCACCACCACCUCCAUCUAGUGAUAUCGUCUACUUCGACCCGCAACAACAACUCGUUCGCAAACAAAAUCCACCACAACCCAGAGCCAAGAAACGUUUAGAGAUUGUUUCACCAACACAGUCAAGCGCUACUAAUGUUACAGAUGCUGUCACUGCUACUAAAUAA